Staurois parvus is the source of this 301-nucleotide messenger RNA. The record is from the annotation of a GenBank genome assembly. NCBI's taxonomy places the organism in Eukaryota, Metazoa, Chordata, Amphibia, Anura, Ranidae.
GGAUAUAAAUCUACUUUGUGUGCAUAAAAUGCCUUUGCAAACCCUGAUAUUAUUUUGUAAAAGUAGCAGUGACAUCAUUAUUGUGCUGUACAUAGCCUGUGAAGACAGCAGAGCUGUGGGUGGGGCCCAGAAGGUUCCACCCGCUGCAGGCUGCCUGCAGAAAACUACAGGAGGGGGUGGAGACAAGACCAAGGAAAGCGAGCAGCAGAUAUCCUGUACUGAGGCAAUGUUUCACAGUGGAUUACUGCCCAGAUCUGGAAGAAACACACAGAUCACACCAAGAUUCCAGUAAGAAUGCACA